Molecule: messenger RNA, 1860 nt
Organism: Schistocerca piceifrons (Central American locust)
Lineage: Eukaryota; Metazoa; Arthropoda; Insecta; Orthoptera; Acrididae
Product: XK-related protein 7-like
Exons: 5
Coding region: 152-1657 (501 amino acids)
Biological process (GO): phosphatidylserine exposure on apoptotic cell surface; engulfment of apoptotic cell; apoptotic process involved in development
Cellular component (GO): plasma membrane
Source: RefSeq, a predicted model, not a curated record
GUAAGCUGUCAAACAGUUUGUACAGGUUGUUGACAUGUGCGAAGUUGUCAAUUGAAAAGGAGGCUAAUACGCGUGAUGUAAUGUGUAACAAAGAGCUAACAGUAAGCCAUAGAAAAGCGAUAUGUGAGCGAGUACUGUGUAGGGGCUUAAAAUGCAGUUUAUUAGAAGCGAUGCCAGUGAAACAGAAGAUGAAAACUGUCGUCCAGCUACGAGACUGGACGAUACGGACUAUGUUCCAAAAACCAGUCGCAUUACAUAUCGAGACAUACUAUCACCGAUAAUUUCAAUAAUAAGUCACACUGCAGACGUUGCACUCGAUGCUAAUCUGGCGUAUUCUUACUACGCUAGCGCCGAAUAUGUUUACUUCAAGUUAACACUUCUAUUUAUACUAUUCCCAGCACUCGUAAACACCGUGAUUAGCACAAGAAUGUAUGUUGCGGAUGAAGAUAACAUGACACUUACUAAGAUAGCCACGAAGAGAUGGCUACUUCGAAUGUUUGUGCUAUUUUUCCAGAUUGCACCAAUUUUAAGACAUUGCGAUGUUCUGAUGUACGCUUUGCAAUCGUGGAAAGCAGAGAAAGAUAAAGACUUCAUAAACCAGCGCAAGUAUUACGAACUGAUGGUGAAGGAGGACUCAGAUGCGGCACUUCUGCGUCUCUUCGAAUGCUUCUUGGAAGCAGCACCUCAACAGGUUCUACAGGCAACUAUUAUUCUAACAAGAACAAAAGCAGUUUCAACUUUUACGUAUUACAGUCAGUUAGCAUCUUUUGGAAGUUCAAUAUUAAGCAUGGGCUGGUCUAUGGCCUCCUAUCAAAGAGUAAUACGGUUUGCACAACAAGAUAAACAGAACAUAACGUGGAAAGGAACAGUAAUGCAGUUCCUCUGGCACUUUAUGGUUACAGUUUCGAGAAUUCUGUCAAUUUCUGUGGCUUCAGCGAUGUUUCCCGCAGAGACCGCUGUGGCGUGUGGUGUGCACUGGUUAAUCAUGACGGGCUGGCUGUCCCUGUGGGAACGCACAAACUUCUGCUCGUCACGGAAAUUUUCUGUGGCAAAGCAGCAAGCUGCAGAGAUACUCUUCUGCUCCGUCCUCGGACUCGUCUACAUUUUUACGUACGUGACACCGAAGGACGGGCGGAACAGGACUCGAUAUACCAUCUACUACAUGGUCUGCUUUGCAGAGAACGUUCUGGCAGUGACAGCGUGGGCCACAGCUGACACGGUGAUGCAGGAGAAGUGGUACUUCUACCCACUUUUGAUUGGGUGCAUUGUGCCUUUUGUUAUAGGUAUAGGUUUUAUGCUUCUCUAUUACUUGUGUUUUCACCCUAGACUACAAAGGGUAAAGUGUUGUGGUAAGUCCCACGACAGGUCCAAAAGGGGAGAUGUGGAGCUGCACGGUAGCAACAGCAACAGUGGCAGUGUGGAACGGAAUUCAUUGACAUACGAACCUAGCAAUGAGUCUGCCAACGAAGCUAGUGACCCAGUCAGUGAACAGGCAGGCAACAGUUGUGCCGAAGUGAUCAGAAUUGAGAUAAAAUCUCACAAGCAAUCACAGCGACAGCACGAUGAAGUAAGUCUGGAAAACGGUGAACAGGACGUACCUUCUGUAUCUGAUAUGGAAGUACACCAGUGUAACAAUGACCCACAGAGUACAGCAUAGGUACGCAUUUACUGAAGUUGUUAUUGAGUACAAAGUUUAUAACUGGAGUGAUAGUUUUUGAUUUGUGUAACAGAUCAAAUAUUUAUAAUAUUUAUACUCUUUAUUUUUGUUAACAAAACAUUUUUUCCUUCUGCUCAAAUAAUUCCUAAGGAUUUUUAAAUUUUGUAAUAUACAUCUCAAACUGUAGGUGCCAAGCACUGAGC